Molecule: messenger RNA, 1549 nt
Organism: Eufriesea mexicana
Lineage: Eukaryota; Metazoa; Arthropoda; Insecta; Hymenoptera; Apidae
Exons: 2
Coding region: 402-794 (130 amino acids)
Source: RefSeq, a predicted model, not a curated record
UCAGCAACGUUCCGUGAAGAAAUUCGGCUGAACGGAUUGAUCGUGUUUAGGGCCAAGUGUUUACGACAGGCUCCUGCACAUCCGAGAUCGGAUACUUCCGGAUACGAUUGAAUCGAUUCGAUACGAUCGAGACGGUAACCUGCUUUAACAAAAAGGUAAAAAGAUUUUUCUUAUUCUUUUAUACGAUUCUCGGUUGAGUUACACGGCGCUUUAGGACUUCGAAAUGCGCCAUAUGAUUUCAUUGGUCGGGAAACACGAGAGCUUACUGAACGAGUUGAAGACGCGUUUCAAAGUGAGUGUCCUCCUCCGUCGCUUUCGAAUUCCAGUUUUCACGCGUAAUUUUUCCACGUCAGAAUUCACUGAUCGCGGACUUUUACGCGUACUUCCGAGAACCCUGGGCUAUGGCGAUCUUCCACGAUAGAUUCGAAUGCCUCCGCGUGGAAAAUCGAGCUCUACUCUUGUCAAAGACGGUAAAAGAUGAAACGAUAGAAACGAAACGAUCGACUGAAAGGACAAUGAAAAUAUUUUUCUCGCGACAGGCGAUUCCCGGUCAAUCCCUGGUCAAUGAUUGCAUACGCGCCCUAGUACAGUCCAAAUGGAACCCGAUAGAAGAGGACGAUCGUCAUACCAUACAGUCGAGAUUCGCUGGUUCGGUGUAUCAGCAGGAGAUCGAGGAAAAUGUGCUGGAAUUCCUGCAGUUCUGCGAAGAGGAUAUACCGGUGUACUGUACGCCUGGAAAGUUGCGCGAAUUCUAUGCACACAUCGAGGACAGUCCUCUGUAUAAAGAUCUCUAACCAGCUCUUCGAUCCUGUCACCGCCAAUUUCUAUUUCACGCUUCCUCGGACAAACAAGCACGAAAUAAACACGUCGUAAGAUAAUCCCGUGCUUUUUCCUCGAUAAAUUUGCCCGUCUAGCUCGGAUUUUCGAGUCGCGCGAGACUUCCACGAAAACCGCAAACGCGUUGCCAGGCGAUCGCGUUACGGAUCGACGAGCAAACGUUUUCUGAUUUUGAGAGCGAGUUUCCGAUCCGAAGACGUCCUCGAUCGCCUCGCCCGUGCCUAUUUACUUGGCAUGCGAUCCGAUCUCUGGGUCAAGUUUAACAUUCCUACGACUUGCUCCAUAAACAUACAGCUCAAGGCGGCGUUUAUCUGCCACCUACGCAUCGUGAAACAACAAAAUACGCGUUACGGAAUGCCACGGCACGCCUGUUAAACGCGAAAUCGCGCGUCGAUUUGGCACUCUCUCUCUCUCUCUCUCUCUCUGGAGGACAGAGCUACCUGAACUCGAAGAGAAAGCUUCCUCGAAAGGAAGUCGAGUUUGGAACCAUUCGUCUCACGAAUCAACGACGACGAGUUAUUACUCGCGACGAAGGGUAGCUAGGUACAAGUUGUAUCUAUUUCUCGUGCUACCAAUGUUAACCAAUGUUAAACCGGCGAUUUAAAUAAAGAGUAUCGAGAUGUCUUAUCAAUUACACGGCACAGGAAAGCGGCCAAAUGCUUUACGGCUUAAUGGACCGGUGAUUCACAAGCGGAUACAGAACCUUAUAAUU